UACUGGAUAGUUCACUCUUCACGAUCGCUCACACACCAUUUUCUCUCAUUGAUUAUUAUUUCCAUUCGCACACAUGUUCCCCGGUACACACGAAAUUCUUUCGACUAUUAUUUAAUGGUAAAGAUCGAGUGGAGAGGCUGUCGAGUGGCGCAGUGAAAAACGACCGGAAACAUCGCCAAUCUUCGUUGCAGCAACAUCGAUUUCCCGCUCCGCAGCAUCUCGCCGAACCUCACGUUUCCACUGGCAGGAAAAGCUCUUACAGCCGAAACCCGCGUCCUUUGGGCCUGGAAAAAAGCUCCGUCUUCGCACGCCAAACGAUAUUUUCAACGGGCACGAAGUUCCUGGGGAACGCGAAAGGCUCGACCGCCGCGCGCGCUUCGAUUCGACCGGAAACCCCUCUUGGCCGCGUCUUAGCUCGUACACGCGGAGCAUUAUUAAGUAAAUCUGCAUAUUUGCCCACCGGGACAUUCGAACGCGGGGACGAGUGAGCGGAUUUUAUUUACGAAGCUUUUUCCACGGUGCUACUCACGCUCAUGUUUAUAACGCGAUAAAUCAUCGUUACGGUUUUUCCGGAAUUAAUUUAACGGAUAUUUUCAACCUGCAGCCUCCGGCUCGAUUACAUUUAACGCUCCAUUGAGCUCUGCACCGUCCUGGUGUCGGGGCUCGAAUCCGUGUGACGAGGCAGUUGACAUAUCGCGGACGAGUUGGUAUGCGUACAGGUAAAAAGAAGGAGGAACUCGGGCUCGUCGGUGCUUCAUAGCGGCAGUUAUUUUUGUGCUAAUUAAGCGCGCGCCACCGUUCCCAGUUUCCGCGAGUCUAAUUGGCAACGAGGAGUCCGUCCGGUGCAGUAAAACGCGGAGACGACGCUCGCUCGAAGAAGUUUCGAGUUAGUGAGAGCCGUCUUAAAGCGAGGAGAAGGAGGAGCGCGAGAAAAUUGGAAAACGAAGGGGACGAUGAGCGGGCUCCUUCGAGCAGCAGGAUUCUUCGCCGAUGAGCUUCACUGCCGCUACGAGGCCAACAGCAUCGCCGCCGCGACUUCACCUCGGUUGUCUUCACCACUGACGAAUUCAUCCUCCGCCGCUCCGUCGCAACCUUGAAUACUUGUAACAUUGAUUUUCGUACUAUCAACGAAGCUGAAGAGACUCGAGCUGCCAAGUUGGGCGAUAACGGUAUCAUUGACAGAGACAGAAAACGGGGGAGCGCUGCUUCGACGAUAAUUCGAACAACCUUAACCUUCUUCUAUGACGAGAUCUAUCGGUACGUGACAAAAUUCGCAGCUAUGACCAGCGGAUCGCAGAAGGGAAAAAAUGCCGUUAAUUCUGAUCAACGGUACAGCUACAUGGCCUGCCCGUUGCACGACGCUGAACUUCGGGGAGAAAAGCUCGAGCAGUGGUGACGGCGGUGGCUCGGGACGCACAGGAAUCGGGUCUUACGGGAUCGUGGCCGGCUCGGUCGGUAGCACAGGCGGAGUCGGCGGCUCCUCCAUCGGCCCGGGCGGCCCCCGUCUCGGUAUCAGGCCCAGUAUCGGCACCGCUGCUGGCCGCGGGCCCAUUAGGCGCAGCCGCGAAUUCGGCUACUACCCGAUGGAGGAACACCCCAGCCACGCUUAUCGCACUCAUCUCUUCCUGUCGCCACCCACAGGUGCCCCCGAUGAUAACGAAACGCGUGGCCUCGGACCCGGACCGCGUCGCAACUCCGGACCCCACGUCAUCAAAUGGGGAGGCGGCGGCGGAAAUCCGGCCAACAAUAAUAAUCCACCCCAACAGAGCGCAACCAAUGCCAAUGCCAAUGCCAAUCUCACCUCCCCUGGGACCACUAAUGCCAACAAGAGGAAACAACAGAACGGCAAUCUCGGCAAGGACUCCUCGGAACCGCCUACACCUACUGCCUCCAGACAGGUAUCCUUCAGCGGCAAUCGUCCAGUGGGAAUCUACACGCCACUCAUAGUUUCCGGGAACAGCCCUCCCCGGGGCGAGCCUAUAUCACUGGCCACGCUGGACCGCGACUGCUUCAUCAUACCCCUCGCCUCACUCGAGCGUUUCCUGCCAGCUGGAGUCCCGCACGCGCCUAUAGCCGACAAGAAAAGAUCGGGGAGCCCGUUGUCGGUCCUCGAAGUCGAGGACCCGAAGCAAUGUGUCCUCGCGCACUUCAUGACCCCUCUGGAGCCGCUGGAUCCCCUGGUGGAGUCGCCGAUCGCUCGGCCUUUGGUACUACAACGCGAUACUGCCGCUGAACUCAUUGCUGAAAUCGCGCCCUCGGCUUCACAGAGUAUCUUGCUCACGAAUAUGGAGAGAAAUGCGGACUUUCCGUUCAUCACGUACUACUUGAUAAACAAACACAGCACGGAUCCAUCGGAUUUCUAUCAAGAGGUGCAGUGCGCAGCAUUGCGAAAGUUCGAUCCGCGCGACUUGCGUUACGCAGCGAGUCACACGUUGGAUUUGUUCAACGAAGUGGCGACGAUAGCGAGGCCACCGUUGGAGCCCCCGGGUGGUAGGCCACCAAUUCCGUCCACCGGCUACAUCGUUUCUAUUUUCAAAGUUUUCGAGGGCGACGACGGUCUCAAGUUCGAGCAAAACUGGCUCUACUGGACCGGUGCGCGGAUGAUUUAUCGUUAUCUGCCAAAGUCCGUGGGACUGAAACGCAUAACUCUGCACAAAUCGAUGUCUCAGGGUGACAAGAUGUAUUUGCUGAUCUGCGAGUGUUCUCAGCUUCAGGAUAAUUUAUCAGCAGCAGCGAUAUUACUGCCCGCGUUGCGGGCGCGUCUCUGCGGUUACACGGGCCUGUACAGGCCGUCGGUGUGCUUCUGAUUUCGGUACUGCACAAUGAUAUUUCUCCUAACUACGAUAAGCGAUAUUAUUAUGUAACGAUAAAAUUUAGAUAAGCGAUUACUGGCUGACUAGGCGCUCGAUUUUUCUACUCAAGUCACCAUAAAACCUACGGGAAAGCGUGCACAAUUGUAAUAUGAGAGUGAAAAGAAAACAAAACAAAAAAGGAACGAGAAAAGGAAGAAUCUUCAUCUCGAUCGCCAACAAAUACUACGUGCAUUAAAAAGCAAACAUUUAAACUUAAAAAAAAAAACACCGAUAACAAAGCAAACGAAUAAAGCAACACAUUUUUACAACGGCUUCUACAAUUAACGACAUAUCAUGUUUGAUGAGCUGUGAUAUCAAAAACAAACAAAAAAUUACAAGAAAAGAGAAUAAAAAUCACGUGUCACGCUGCAAACGCGAUUAGUGAGAAAUUCGUUCGUGCGUAUUGCGUUCAACACGUAGCCGCAGAUUGAUCGUUCAUUUAUUGGAAAUGAGAGAGAGAGAGAGAAAAAAAAUACACCGCAAACAAAGAAAACAAAAAUCGUGAGUUUAAAACCACGAGAGCCGAAGUUAGAAGAUUUUCGAGACACGAGUAUACGGUAGACAAGUUUUUCGUCCAAAAUUAGAUUUAAACUUUGCUUUUCGUCGACUUCAAACAAUAAUUGGGGAAAGAAAAUUAACGGAUAGAAACAAAGAGUGUGGCAUUAGUGGUCCCAUGGUACCAAAAUGCGUGCGAGACUUUUUCAAUUUUUCUAGUCAAAUUUCUCAGUGAUCUUAGGAAAUGUGCAUCGUUGAAAAAACAAAACAAAAAAAAAACAAAAACAAAAAAAAUAACAAUAAAAUAAGAAAAGUAAAUAUUCGAUAAACUUUUUAGCUCUCCGAAAUUUGACAUUAAAACUUAUGAUAAAUUUGGAAAGAGAAAAUAAAAAAUAGCGUUUAGUAGUACAAAUCAACUACUAGAGUCAAUACGCUUGUUGCAAUACAGAGACAAUAGAUAGAUUAUUGCGCAGGCGCAAUCUUUGACUAAUACUAUAUGAAUACGGUUAUAAAUAAUAAUAAUAAAAACAAUAAUCUUAGUAUUAAUAAUAAUGUAAUAUAAUAUUCCAUAGUUGUAGUGUUUUUAUUAAAAAUCAAUUGUUUGUCAUGAAACGAGAAAAAAAGAAAGAUGAGAAAAUGAAACUAAACGAAAAGAAAAUACCAUUGUACACUCACCGACCAUAUAUGAAACAAGAGCCCUAAGUCUAUUUUAAGAGCCUUGCAAUUGUACUGUGAUUCACGUGUAUCGCGAAUAUCUCUCGAUACACACAUACAUUAUAUAUUAUACGAUUAAACACACAAAAAAACUGUGAUUGUAUAAUAUUGAAAACAUAACGUGUUUCACCAUAACGAACACUCAUGUCGUUUCGCUUACAUUACUACCUUAUUGUUUCGUCGUUUUCCGGCGUGUGUCGGCGUACACGCACGGAUUCGCGAGCCACGGGGGGGUUGACGUUUGUUUUGGGAACUUUAGAAAAACGCGCGAAAAUCGAUUUCCGAACCUCCAAAAUAGUGAUUCUGUUGCGACAAAUAAUACGUUUCGUGACUCCGUGGAAACGACUUUUUUUAUGUUGCGCUUUUGUCGUUUUUUUCAACUUCACCACCCUAAAAAUGUUAAACUGAAUGCUUCGUGGUCUCUUGUCGCACGGUGACUCUAGAUACUUUUAUCAACAAUGUUUGAUUUUCAUACGUUCCGUGAAAACGGUGAGUUUGGGUUGAUUUUUUCGGAACGGUUGAGUCUACGUCAAAUUUCUUCGAAUGCUGUGCCAAUUUAUCGAUUACUAAUUCAUUUAUUCUUUAUGUAUUUUGAGUUUUUUUUUUGCAAGAUUCGUUUGUUCAAUAACUACUCAUAAUGAUUCCGAAUCUUCGUCAUUUUGAAUAUAAUUGAUAUGAAAAAUAAAAAAACUGUCACGAGGGCGAAACUGUUCACGUCCUCAAAGUUUCCAAACUGCUUUGUCAUUUUACUGUUAUGAAAAAAGAAGACCUCGCGAAGCGAAUGAAAAAAAUUGUAUUUUCAAUGAAUUAGUGUGGAAAUGAACUCGUUACUCGAGUAUAACGGAAAGGAUUGAAUUCAAAAAUGAAUUUUGUAAAAAGAAACACAAGUACAUCGAAAAACAUGACCAUUUAAUCUGAAUACAUUGCAUCAAGAUUUUUGAUCACGUUAUUGCCGAUUUUUCUAAAUGAAGUAAAAAUUGAAGGGAAUAAAUAAAAUGAUAUAAAAGCUAAAAUGGAUAAAAUAAAUUAAGAACACACUGAAAAAAUUUCGCCACACGUUUAUAGCAGAUUCAUUACGAGUAAUUAAGCUUAAGAAUUAUUUACCGAUUUAUGUACAGCUCAAAUAACGCUACGACGAAAUAAAUCACUUCGAUCACAAA
Messenger RNA from Venturia canescens, 5221 nucleotides. RefSeq lists its product as uncharacterized. NCBI's taxonomy places the organism in Eukaryota, Metazoa, Arthropoda, Insecta, Hymenoptera, Ichneumonidae. The transcript has 7 exons. Bases 1308 to 2807 code for a protein of 499 amino acids. The record is from RefSeq and is a predicted model, not a curated record.